Messenger RNA from Notolabrus celidotus (New Zealand spotty), 2437 nucleotides. It is a transcript of the gene mcur1, whose product is annotated as mitochondrial calcium uniporter regulator 1. The record is from RefSeq and is a predicted model, not a curated record. Bases 137 to 1033 code for a protein of 298 amino acids. Lineage: Eukaryota; Metazoa; Chordata; Actinopteri; Labriformes; Labridae. The transcript is spliced from 9 exons. Gene Ontology annotation, biological process: positive regulation of mitochondrial calcium ion concentration; calcium import into the mitochondrion. Gene Ontology annotation, cellular component: mitochondrion; mitochondrial inner membrane.
UAAGUCGUCGUUAUAUCUAACUUUAUGAUAAAAACUGGGUGUAAAGUUGUCAAACAGCCUCUGCUACAGUACAGACACCGUCCGAGGUUCAGUAGGCGGAAGCCCAGCCUCUCUGUCGGACUAAACAGACUUUAAAAUGGUUCUGAAACAGAGUCAUGCUCGGUUUAAACUUCUCAGUGUGAGGAGUCCUGAGAAAUGGUUUGACCCUUCUUUCAAUCACGACAGCUCCUCGGUGUCACGAUCAACCGUGACAGCAGCUGUCAACACAUCGCCGUGUUCCCGGUGUGUCAUCAGUCCGUACAGUACCUUUGAGAAGCCGACAUGGAGAAAGAGAGGAGCACACGAACUGAGGAUGGGACAGAUAUCUAUGAGAGACCUGAGCACCUCCAUCAGAUCGCUCCAGUACGACUUAAAAACUGGAGCAUCUCCUGAGGCCAGCAGACUGAUGUUUGAUACCCACGCGGUGGUUCGACUCUUUGAGGAAAACGGCUUCACGACUCAACAGGCUGAAGUGAUGGUUAAAGUUCUGAUGCGGAUGACGAACUCCAACAUGGAAGUCAUCUAUAGUGACAUGGUGACUAAAGUGCAGCAGGAGAUCAUGUUGCAGCGACUUAUGUCUCAAAUAGCAUCUGUAAAGAAGGACAUGAUCAUCCUUGAAAAGAGCGAGUUCUCUACUUUACUGUCAGAAAACGAGAAACUCAAGCUCCAGUUGUUGCAGCUCAAGGUCCAGCUGGCUGAUAUCAUGAACAAAGUGCGCUCAGACACUAUUUUGGACAUGAAUCUGGAGAAAAGUCGUGUCAAAGAAUUGAAAGCAGAUCACGAGAGGAAGCUUCUGGAAACCCGCACUGAUAUCAUGGAAAUGAAUGCAGAGCAGGAGCGUUAUUUAACUCAGACCAACAUGAAAAUAGACACUGAAGUAGCCGGGUUGAAGACCAUGUUAGAGUCUCAUAAGCUGGAUACUAUAAAAUACCUUGCAGGUUCAGUGUUCACAUGUCUCACGGUGGUCUUGGGUUUCUAUCGUAUUUGGAUGUAAGCUUCAGAAGGACUUUGACUUUAUUAUACACUCUGGUAAUACUUGACAUUUUAAUUGUUUUUCUGGGUGCAGUGUUUUCUCCUUUUAUUACAAGAAGUACUAAGUAGAGUACUUCUAGUAAAGUAGAAAUUCUCUUGCAUCAAUGCCCCGAAAGAAGAUUUUGAUCAAUCAGGUUUUGACUCUUGUAUUAUAAAACCACCUCAGGGCUUAGGCCAAUAAUUUGAAGCUGCCUGUUGUUUUGAUGUUGUUUGUUUUGUUUUGUUUUGUUUUGUUUUCACACUGAACAGUUGAACAAUUGUCCUGAUAAAAAGUUUUGGUACAGAAAACUGUCAAAUCAAACUUUGAGCAAACAUCAAAACUUUACCCCUUAAAUUAAAUUAAAGCUCCUAUGAGGAGUUUUUCACCGGUCAUGAUAUAGACUGAAUUUAGCACUGAUGCCUCCUUAUGAGCUACAAAAACAAACAGGACCAUCUGCAAUAAGAUUGUCUUUUUACAUAAAGUUAGCUUUGAUGGCUGAAACUGUUGCUGGGAGGAGGAGUCAGAUGAUGUUAUUAACUGCUCUCUGCAGUAACAGACUUUUACACUUAGCUGCGAAGAAUCUUGCAAAAUGCUACAUUUGACUGUUAAAAGAAAGCAAGAUGGUAUUUUUUUGACAGAAACACAAUGUGCACAUGUUAAAGAUGAAGUUAAAGACAUAUUUGUCUACAGGGGGCGCCACAUCAACAGAAAACAGAAAGUUCCCCAUGCAAGCGUUAAAAUGGGCCAUACAUAUUAAGACAUGAUGACCUUAAAAGAUUGACUUCAGUGUCUUCUUAAUGCAUGUUCAACAAUGAUUUAAAUAAAUAGACAGGUAGGCUGCCAUUAUUGCAAUAUAUGCAAUGCACUCUGGGUAGUGAUGUCAAGUGGUUGCAUGGUUUUCCCAUGUCUUUUUAUGUGUAGUGUCAUCCUUUUUAAUUUUCAACCCAAGCUCAGUAUAAGUGAAGUGGACAAAUAGAAAGAAUGUUUUGAAAGAACAAAGCAACCAUUUGACUAAACUACCCAGAGUGCAUUGCACGCCUCCGAGUUAAUUUUGUAUAAAUCCAGUGUGUUUUUUUUGUACUACACACAUAUUAAAGACACUAAUGUUAAUUCAAUGAAGUCAACAUGUCUGAAUAAGAGGGUUCCCUUUAAGCUCGUUGAAACAGAAGUUAAACAUUUUUUGAAAUAUUCUUGAAUUAUUUGUUGAAGUGAAUAUAUCAAGCUAAAUCAAUCUGAGAGAACAUCAGAGGAAGGAUGAGUCAGUGUGACUCUGAAGCAUCCCUGUAUAUUAUCAUAAACCUUCACUUGUAUCUUUUCGUGAGAAAUGUUUUAAGCUGACUGAUUACAUAAUGCUUUUUAAAUAAACUGAAUUUUAACCAAUAUAAA